Molecule: messenger RNA, 1309 nt
Organism: Alosa alosa (allis shad)
Lineage: Eukaryota; Metazoa; Chordata; Actinopteri; Clupeiformes; Clupeidae
Product: histone PARylation factor 1
Exons: 8
Coding region: 43-1110 (355 amino acids)
Biological process (GO): regulation of protein ADP-ribosylation; DNA damage response
Cellular component (GO): nucleus
Molecular function (GO): poly-ADP-D-ribose binding; histone binding
Source: RefSeq, a predicted model, not a curated record
AUUUUGCGGAGGCACGCCGUGAACGGACAAGGGGAGAACGAAAUGGCAGGGCGCGGGAAAAGAAAACCAAAAUCUGAACCUCAGAAUGCAGAUUCAGCCAAUGGUGACGCCAAGAAACCGCGUAAAGGACAGGAUGGACAGGACUCUGCUUCCCUUGUUAGUGACGUGUCAGCAGAGGUGAGGGAGGAAGUGGAGCGGCUGUACAAGCUUCGCAUGCCAGACGACUUUUACCACUUCUGGGACUUCUGUAAGCGUCUGUCACCAGAAAGUCCACGGGAUGCCCUGAGAGAGACUCUUGGACUGCAGCUUGUUGGGCCUUUUGACAUUCUCUCUGAAAGGCACAAGUCCUCCUCAAACCCCCAGCCUAACUUCCACCUGCACUGCAGGCACUUCUAUGACCCACCUGAGCUUCAGACCAUACUGCAAGGAAGGGCUGAAACCCAGUACCACAUGGGCUACUUCAGAGAUUCUCCUGAAGCCUUACCAGUUUUUAUUGGAGAAAACGAGGCCAAGAAAGGCUGCUCCAUCACACAGAUGGGAGAUAAUCUCUUUGGAGCUGUUCUAUUGUUCCUGGCAAGGAAGAGGAAGGAGCGAGGUGGUAGGAAGGAUGAAGCUGCCCUGCAGAAUAUGGAGGAGGAGCUGAGAGGGGCGGCAGAGUCUCUGGGGUUCCCUCUGGAGCAGAAAACCAAAGGCAUGAAGCUGAGAGACAAGAAGGUGGUCACAAAGACAUUCCAUGGAGCAGGCAUUGUAGUUCCUGUUGACAAGAAUGACGUUGGAUACAGGGAGUUGCCAGAGACGGACGCUGGACUAAAGAGGAUAUGCAAGGCAAUAGCUGAGGCCAAAAACGAUGAGGAAAGGAUGAAGGCUUUUGCCCCGAUUCAGGAGAUGAUCACUUUUGUCCAGUUUGCUAAUGAUGAGUGUGAUUAUGGUAUGGGCUAUGAGCUGGGAAUUGACCUCUUUUGCUAUGGGUCUCAUUACUUUUACAAAGUGAUCCGUCAACUGUUGCCCAUGGCAUACAACCUUCUGAAGAGGGGUCUCUUUGGGGAGAUUCUGGAAGCCCAUCUUACCAACCGUUCCCAUGACAAACUGGACCAGCUCACGCCGGCCUGAGGGAGAGCCCCGCAAAAUAAAACCAAGCUGAGUGAAUGAAAUGAAAAGAACAGGAUUGUGGUUCUCAUAAGCUGUUGCUGCUAAGUAGUUGUUUGUACGUUGUCCUUAUUGUAAUGGUCAUAUUGUUGUUUUCAAUACUUACAGCUUUUUUUGUUGUUGAUGUUUAAAGGUGGAUCUCUAAUAAAUUGUAUAUUUUUAA